Drosophila persimilis is the source of this 893-nucleotide messenger RNA. It is a transcript of the gene Taf12, whose product is annotated as transcription initiation factor TFIID subunit 12. NCBI's taxonomy places the organism in Eukaryota, Metazoa, Arthropoda, Insecta, Diptera, Drosophilidae. Bases 208 to 771 code for a protein of 187 amino acids. The transcript is spliced from 2 exons. The record is from RefSeq and is a predicted model, not a curated record. Gene Ontology annotation, cellular component: transcription factor TFIID complex; SAGA complex; SLIK (SAGA-like) complex. Gene Ontology annotation, molecular function: DNA binding; protein heterodimerization activity; TBP-class protein binding. Gene Ontology annotation, biological process: RNA polymerase II preinitiation complex assembly; DNA-templated transcription initiation.
UUUAAGAAGCAACAAGAACACUAGAAACCACACACCGCUUUGGCCCUGGCACCACACACACACACUCUUCUUUUCGCCCCACCUCCCCACGCCUGCUAUUUAUUUUUCCUCCUUUCCACGCACACCUCCUACGCCGUAUCCAACAGUUGCUUUGAUAGAACGAUAGAAUACGUACACUUAAAAGAUUUUGAAGAAAAUCAAAAAGCAAUGUCGGAUCUCUUUACCACUUUCGAUAGCAACGGCGACGCCGAACACAAUAACUACACCACUUCUAACAGCGGCCAUCGCAACAGCUCAAUGGCCUCGCCCUCUCAGCACAGUCCCAUGACGAACAACAGCAACUCAUCUUCACAAAACGGUGGCACAAGCGCGGGCACAGCGACUGGUUCAGGUGGUGGUAGUGGAAAGACAUCCAAUCAUACAGCCUCAGCCGGAGGUGAAAGCACACCAAUGCUGACAAAGCCACGUCUUACGGAAUUGGUUAAAGAAGUGGACACCACCACGCAAUUGGACGAAGACGUAGAGGAGCUGUUGCUGCAGAUAAUAGAUGAUUUUGUCGAGGACACGGUUAAGUCAACCAGCGCAUUUGCGAAACACAGAAAGUCCAACAAAAUUGAGGUGCGGGAUGUUCAAUUGCAUUUCGAGCGAAAGUACAACAUGUGGAUACCCGGAUUCGGUACAGACGAACUGCGUCCGUAUAAACGCGCCGCAGUCACAGAAGCGCAUAAGCAACGCUUGGCCCUCAUUAGGAAAACGAUUAAAAAGUACUAGCCCGGCUUUCGUUGCAUGCUCCAUACAUGCCACCAAUUUUUUUAAGCUCCGAAGUAGUAUAAGAAGAAAGUUACUCCCAUUCUAACAAACUAAAUAAAAGUGCAUUCUUGAUUUUACACGUA